GUUUCCCAUUAUUCAGAAACACAUGCCGGAGUUUAUCUGCGCCCUUUGCCUCCACAUCCACGCUGAUUGGGAGCAAAGGGCGAUCAGUGCAAAACUCGACGGUGAAUAACUGAAGCGUGACGACUUGUGUUUGUGCUCAAGUUUGCUCAAGGUGAGCCGAACGAGGCAUCGACAAAACAUGUAGGAAACGAGGUGAAGCUUGGGUUCAUUUUUUCUGUGAACAGGUUUUUGUUCAGUCAUUCAUCAACUUGCUUUUCUCGGUGCCCCACAGAUCGCUCUCUGCCUGAUGGCUGUUCCGUUGGCGUGUUGUUCAAACUGUCGUGGCUGCUGAAAGACGUGACCCCCGCGCAUCGCAGAGCGCCACACGCGCACCUGUCGGAUGUAAGUGGGAAGCGGUCGGUGAGCUUAUAGAGCGAGAGGGGCAGAGAGAGAUGGUGACUGCUGGGUUCAGCACGCUGGAUAGCGCUCGAGGAAUUUGGAAAGUACGGCGGCGGCGGCGCGCGGACGCACGAGGAUCUAAGUGAAACGAGUGCGUGGAGCCGCCGGAGAAAUGAGCGACCAUGGUGGAUUUGAAGUUCUCGUUUGCAACAACAGGCGCAGGUAACGUGCGAGUGGACUUUCUGGAGUGAGACAUGGACUUUGCUGAAAUCAUUUUCGCUUUGUUCAUCGUCGUGGUCGCGAUCGUCUCGCUGUUGUCCAACUUGUUGGUGCUGCUAUGUUUCGUCCACAGCACCGAGAUACGCCGACAGGUGCCCGGUGUUUUCACCAUGAACUUGUCUUUCUGCAACAUACUCAUCACUGUUUUGAACAUGCCGGCCACUCUGGUGGGGAUUAUCAGAAAGCAGCAGCCCUUUGGAGAUUGCGUUUGCCACACGGUGAGCUUUCUGGAGACUUUUCUCACCGCAAACACCAUGCUGAGCAUGGCGGCUCUCAGCAUAGAUCGGUGGAUAGCGGUCGUCUUCCCGCUCAGUUACUCCACCAAAAUGCGCUACAAGGACGCACUGAUCAUGGUGUGCUACUCCUGGCUGCACUCCUUUACCUUCUCCCUGACGGCGCUGCUCUUCUCCUGGGUCGACUACAGCGACGUUUACGCGUCCUGCACCUUGCAGCCGAGCGAGGAAGGCAGCGACAGGAUUAAGUUUACAAUCUUCACUAUCGUUUUCCACGCCACCAGUUUCAUUCUGUCCCUGCUCAUCUUGUGUUUCACCUAUUUGAAGGUGUUGAAGGUCGCUAGGUUUCACUGCAAGAGGAUUGACAUUAUCACCAUGCAGACUCUGUUCCUGCUAGUCGAUAUUCACCCAAGCGUGAAACAAAGAUGCUUAGCAGAGCAAAAGAGGAGAAAGCAGAGAGCCACGAAGAAGAUCAGCAUCUUCAUCGGCUCAUUUAUCAUCUGCUUUGCUCCUUAUGUAAUCACAAGGUUGGCUGAGCUUCUCCCGUUCGUGGACGUCAACCGCCACUGGGGAAUCAUCAGUAAGUGCCUGACAUAUAGCAAGGCUGCGUCUGACCCCUUUGCCUACUCUCUCCUACGUCAGCAGUACAAGAAAGUCCUGGUCACCGUCGUCAACAGGCUACUCCGACGUGACCUGUACCCUUCGUCUGGCCAUAACAGCUCUUUAGACACAGAGAACGACUACUGUCUCCAGAGGAUCAGUUAAUGGCAAAUGCAGGACGUGACAUAUGCACACGCUACAGUGCAGGCCAAAAAUAAAGGUUGCCUCUUGCAGAAAAAAAAGGUGGGUGGAGAGAAAAAAAGAACAGGAGAGAGAAAGAGAGGACAGGUUAUUGUUAGAAAGAGAAAAGAGAGUCGAAAGAUGGGACAAGGAAGUGGGUGGAAGGUGAAGAAGAGAGCAAAAAAAAAAAAAACCAUAAGGAAGACGGUGGGCGGACAGGAAUGAAAAGGUGGCGAUGUGGGGGAGGAUGAAUGGGCAAAAAGAUAAAGAAGAGAUGGGUAAGACGACAGAUAGGGUGGAGACGUUGGGGAGUGACGGCAAACAAGGGAUCUGUGAUUCAUCAGGAACAGCAUUCCCCAGAAACCACACAGCCAGUCUAUUUCACUGAAUAAGUCAUUGGCUCAUCUAAAGCUGAGGGGACGCACAGCUGGAGAUGAGUUCCCUUCUUCACUCUGAGCGACAUGUAAAAGGUGGCCUUCCUCUACUCCAACAACUUUAGAAUCAUUUCAAACCUGUUCUUGCCCCACUUAACAUCGCACACACGGAGGCUGGUGGUCGAUAAGCAGCCGAGCGACGACGGGCAAAGAGGGAAAGACUUUUGUUGCUCCUGCUUCUGUAUAAUGUCCUGUCAGUGAAUGGAUGCAGACUUAAAUGUGGAGGCUCAGCUGCUGCACAUUAUUGCCAUGUUCUGUAUUGACUGUGUUAGACUACUUUGCAGUGUCAUGUCAGUCACUUAAUAUUGAUGCACUUUGUCUAAUUCUCUCAGAGAUGCUAUACCUAAAGGAGCCAAAGGCAUUUGACAUUUACACCCUAAUCUUAAAGGAUGAGUCUGGUGAGAGGCUUUAUUCUUUGUUACUGUCACCAAAAUCAAUUAGUUGGUCGGUUUCUCAGUAUUUUCCAACUUCCCAAGCAUCCCUGUUCUUUGAAUUUCUCAAGUAUAGACAGCAAUUAAUGUGCAUGUUUAGACUAUUUCCAUUAAUACACAGGUCAGUCUUUAAAAGCUUUAUUUAUUUAUUUUUUUUAAAAUUGAAAGUUAUAUUUUGUAUACAUCACACGUACAAUGAAA
Messenger RNA from Haplochromis burtoni (Burton's mouthbrooder), 2736 nucleotides. Its product is annotated as G-protein coupled receptor 26. The transcript has 3 exons. NCBI's taxonomy places the organism in Eukaryota, Metazoa, Chordata, Actinopteri, Cichliformes, Cichlidae. Gene Ontology annotation, molecular function: G protein-coupled receptor activity. The record is from RefSeq and is a predicted model, not a curated record. The coding region runs from base 633 to 1655 and encodes 340 amino acids. Gene Ontology annotation, cellular component: membrane. Gene Ontology annotation, biological process: adenylate cyclase-activating G protein-coupled receptor signaling pathway.